UGACGGCCCUGUGAGCGAGCAGUGACUCCCCCCGUUUGCCCCCGCAGCAUUACUUCACCGUGAACUUCACCCACGAGAACCAGAAGACGUUGGAGCUGCGGACCGAGGACGCCAAGGACUGCGACGAGUGGGUGGCGGCGAUCGCUCACGCCAGCUACAGGAACCUGGCCACGGAGCACGAGGCUUUGAUGCAGAAGUACCUCCAUUUACUUCAGAUCGUGGAAACUGAGAAAACUGUUGCCAAGCAACUUCGACAACAGAUUGAAGAUGGGGAAAUCGAGAUCGAGCGCCUGAAGGCAGAGAUCGCCUCCCUGCUCAAGGACCACGAGCGCAUCCAGUCCGUGCAGAGCAGCGCUCCGAGUGACGACGACAGCGACAUCAAGAAAAUCAAAAAGGUGCAGAGCUUCCUGCGGGGCUGGCUGUGCCGCAGGAAGUGGAAGACCAUCAUCCAGGACUACAUCAGGUCCCCCCACGCCGACAGCAUGCGCAAGAGGAACCAGGUGGUGUUCAGCAUGCUGGAGGCCGAGGCCGAGUACGUGCAGCAGCUGCACAUCCUCGUCAACAACUUCCUCCGGCCCCUGCGGAUGGCAGCCAGCUCCAAGAAGCCCCCCAUCACGCACGACGAUGUCAGCAGCAUCUUCCUCAACAGCGAAACGAUCAUGUUUUUGCACCAAAUCUUUUACCAAGGCCUGAAAGCAAGAAUAUCCAGCUGGCCGACGCUCGUGCUGGCCGACCUCUUCGACAUCCUGCUGCCCAUGCUGAACAUCUACCAGGAGUUCGUCAGGAACCACCAGUACAGCCUGCAGAUCCUGGCGCACUGCAAGCAGAACCGCGACUUCGACAAGCUGCUGAAGCACUACGAGGCCAAGCCGGACUGCGAGGAGAGGACCCUGGAGACCUUCCUGACCUACCCCAUGUUCCAGAUCCCCCGGUACAUCCUGACGCUGCACGAGCUGCUGGCUCACACCCCGCACGAGCACGUGGAGAGGAACAGCCUGGAUUAUGCCAAGUCCAAGCUGGAAGAGCUGUCCAGGAUAAUGCACGACGAAGUGAGCGAGACCGAGAACAUUCGGAAAAAUCUGGCGAUAGAGAGGAUGAUUAUUGAAGGCUGUGAGAUUCUGCUGGAUACCAGCCAGACUUUUGUCCGGCAAGGGUCCCUCAUCCAAGUGCCGAUGUCGGAGAAGGGCAAGAUCACGCGGGGGCGCCUGGGGUCCCUCUCGCUGCGGAAGGAGGGCGAGCGGCAGUGCUUCCUCUUCUCCAAGCACUUGAUCAUCUGCACCCGGGGCUCGGGCGGAAAGCUGCACCUCACCAAGAACGGCGUCAUCUCCCUCAUUGACUGCACCCUGAUAGAGGAGCAGGAGAGCACCGACGAGGACGCAAAAGCGUCGGGGCAAGACAUCGACCACCUCGACUUCAAAAUUGUGGUGGAGCCAAAAGAUGCCUCGUCUUUCACAGUCAUCCUCGUGGCGUCGUCCAGGCAGGAGAAGGCUGCCUGGACCAGUGACAUCAGCCAGUGCGUGGACAACAUCCGCUGCAACGGGCUCAUGAUGAACGCCUUCGAGGAGAACUCCAAGGUCACCGUUCCCCAGAUGAUCAAGUCUGAUGCCAGCUUGUAUUGUGAUGAUGUUGACAUUAGGUUCAGUAAAACGAUGAAUUCCUGCAAGGUCCUCCAGAUCCGCUAUGCAAGCGUGGAACGGCUCCUGGAGAGGCUGACGGACCUGCGGUUCCUGAGCAUUGACUUUCUGAACACAUUCCUGCACUCGUACCGCGUCUUCACCACCGCCCUGGUCGUCCUCGACAAGCUCAUCACGAUCUACAAGAAGCCGAUCAGCGCCAUCCCUGCCCGGUCCUUGGAGCUCCUGUUUGCCAACAGCCAGAACAACAAGCUGCUCUACGGCGAGCCCCCCAAGUCCCCCAGGGCCAACCGCAAGUUCUCCUCGCCGCCCCCCCUCUCCAUCACCAAGUCCUCGUCCCCCAGCCGGCGCAGGAAGCUCUCCCUGAACAUCCCCAUCAUCACGGGGGGGAAGGCGCUGGACCUGGCUGCGCUCAGCUGCUCCUCCAACGGCUAUGCAAGCAUGUACUCAUCCAUGGCCCCGUUCAGCAAGACCACUCUGGACAUAAACAAACUGUACGUGUCCAGUAACUAUCCCAACAAAAUCCCCGACGAAGGAGAAGCAGCCUCAGAAAAACAAGAGGAAUCGCUGCCGAGCAAGCCAAGUUCAGACGUGUCUGUCAGGGAGGAGUCCGACACUGACCCCAACCAGAGCGACGAGGCAGAGGCUGAAACUUCCCCCACAAAGUCUCCGACUACUCCAAAGUCCAUCAAGUGCAAAAACUCAUCAGACUUCUCCUUGUUUUCCUACAACAACGGCGUGGUGAUGACGUCCUGCCGGGAGCUCGACAGCAACCGCAGCGCCCUGUCCGCCGCCUCCGCCUUCGCCAUAGCCACGGCGGGUGCCAACGAGGGGACGCCCACCAAGGAGAAGUACCGGAGGAUGUCCCUUGCCAGCGCAGGCUUCCCGACCGACCAGCGGAACGGGGACAAGGAGUUUGUGAUCCGGAGAGCGGCCACCAACAGGGUCCUCAACGUGCUGCGGCACUGGGUCUCCAAACACUCACAGGACUUUGAAACCAACGAGGAGCUGAAGUUCAGAGUGAUUAGCUUUCUGGAGGAAGUUAUUCACGAUCCUGAGCUCCUGACCCAGGAGAGGAAAGCAGCAGCCAACAUUAUAAGGACUCUGACGCAGGAGGAUCCCGGAGACAACCAGAUAACGCUGGAGGAGGUGGUGCAGAUGGCUGAGGGAGUCAAAGCAGAGCCUUUUGAAAAUCACUCGGCGCUGGAAAUAGCAGAGCAGCUGACGCUGCUCGACCACCUCGUCUUCAAGAAGAUCCCCUACGAGGAGUUCUUUGGGCAAGGCUGGAUGAAGCUUGAGAAGAACGAAAGGACUCCUUACAUCAUGAAGAACACAAAGCACUUCAACGACGUCAGCAACUUGAUAGCGUCUGAGAUCCUGCGCAACGAGGAGAUCAACGCGCGAGUGAGCUCCAUCGAGAAGUGGGUGGCGGUGGCAGACAUCUGCCGGUGCCUGCACAACUACAACGCCGUGCUGGAGAUCACCUCCUCCCUCAACCGCAGUGCCAUCUUCCGCCUGAAGAAAACCUGGCUCAAGGUCUCCAAGCAGACGAAGGCUCUGAUCGACAAGCUGCAGAAGCUGGUGUCGUCCGAGGGCAGGUUCAAGAACCUGAGGGAGGCGCUGAAGAACUGCGACCCUCCUUGUGUCCCCUACCUGGGGAUGUACCUGACCGACCUGGCCUUCAUAGAGGAGGGGACCCCGAAUUACACUGAGGACGGGCUGGUGAACUUCUCCAAAAUGAGGAUGAUUUCCCACAUCAUAAGAGAGAUCCGCCAGUUCCAGCAAACCUCCUACAAGAUCGAGCACCAGCCUAAGGUGACGCAGUACUUGCUGGACCAGUCGUUUGUGAUGGAUGAGGAAACCCUUUACGAGGCGUCUCUGCGAAUAGAGCCCAAGCUGCCUUCCUGAAGCCCGAGAGCGGCCGGCGGCUGCUCGUGUACACACGCUAUAGCAUACUGUACAUAGCUCCUUGUUCAUGUCGGACGCCCUGGAGUGACUCCCACGUAUGUGCUUCUCCGAGCAAACCCAGCCCCUCGGUAUUAGGCCGCAGUAGACCUCGCGUAGGAUUUCCCCGCGUUGUUUAAGGUUUCACGCGUCGACACUUUGCUGGAGUCCCGGUUUCUUUUUGAUGAUGUUAUUUUUGUCAUUUGUUCUUCUCGCGGGGGUUGGGGACGGCAGGGCGGCGGGCCCUACACCAGCCGCGCGGGCGCUCGCCUCCCUCGCCCAGCCUGGCACGGGGAGCGGCUGCAGGGCAGGGGGACGCGGCUGGCGC
This is a messenger RNA of Oxyura jamaicensis (ruddy duck), 3906 nucleotides long. It is a transcript of the gene RASGRF1, whose product is annotated as Ras protein specific guanine nucleotide releasing factor 1. NCBI's taxonomy places the organism in Eukaryota, Metazoa, Chordata, Aves, Anseriformes, Anatidae. Gene Ontology annotation, molecular function: guanyl-nucleotide exchange factor activity; protein binding. Gene Ontology annotation, cellular component: plasma membrane. The record is from RefSeq and is a predicted model, not a curated record. The transcript is spliced from 26 exons. Bases 189 to 3542 code for a protein of 1117 amino acids. Gene Ontology annotation, biological process: Ras protein signal transduction; positive regulation of GTPase activity.